Coffea eugenioides is the source of this 1455-nucleotide messenger RNA. RefSeq lists its product as uncharacterized. The coding region runs from base 1 to 1455 and encodes 484 amino acids. Lineage: Eukaryota; Viridiplantae; Streptophyta; Magnoliopsida; Gentianales; Rubiaceae. The transcript is spliced from 4 exons. The record is from RefSeq and is a predicted model, not a curated record.
AUGACUGUUGCUGUUGAUAUUGAUGUUGAAAAUCGAUUAGAUCUGUUUAUGCCUCGUUCAUCUCAUACAGGCGAAUUAAUUUUCGAUCCUGAAGUAGAGAAGACCGCGCGUAGAACGAGGAAAGAAACCAGACAGAUCAGAGAGGAGCUGUCCAGUGUUGCAUCUCAAGGAUUUGAUCUAGAGGUUGAGUUGAUGAAUUUGCGUGGUGAUAACUCAAGUGAUUCAGACCAAGAGAAAGUCACCAUGGUGAAUGCACAAACACUAAGGGAGUUGGCUGCUCAUAAUUUAAAUCAGCAACCUUUAUGCAUUAUUUUCCCAAGUUUGAAUGAUAACACUCCAUUUGAACUAAAAUUUGGUCUAAUUCAUCUCUUGCCAUCUUUUCAUGGUCUACCAGGUGAGGAGCCUUAUAAGCAUUUGCAGAAGUUUGAUGUCGUGUGCAACAGUAUGAAACCUCCGAAAAUCACAGAAGAGCAGAUAAAAAUGAGGGCAUUCCCAUUCUCCUUGAAGGAUUCCGCGAAAGAUUGGCUGUACUAUCUAUCACCAGCGUCUCAAGCUGCAAGCCUAAGGAAAGAGAUAUGCGGUAUCAAACAACAUCCAUACGAGUCUCUCUAUGAGUACUGCAAAAGGUUUAAGAAGCUGUGUAUCAAAUGCCCUCAGCAUCAGAUAAGUGAGCAACUGCUCAUCCAAUAUUUCUAUGAGGGGCUACUUUUUAGGAACAGGAGCAUAGUCGAUGCUGCAAGUGGAGAGACAUUAGUGAACAAGACUCCUCGGGUAGCAUGGGAGUUGAUUGAGGGGAUGGUUGAAAAUUCACAGCAGUUUGGUUCAAGAGAAGAUAUCUCAACCCGUAAGGUAAAUGAGGUAAAAACAUCCUCUAUCCAACAGCAACUCUCCGAAUUGACGUCUUUCAUGCGACAACUAGUUAUGGGAAGUGCCUCACAAGCUAAAGUAUGUGGGGUAUGCACUGUCGUGGGUCAUUAUACGAAGAUGUGUCCACUGGUUCAGGAAGAAACUGCAGAACAGGAGACGAAUUCAGAUCUACAAAGCAUGAGGAAUCAACUAGGACAAGUGCAAUCAUUGCAAACUCAAGUAAAUCAAAUGACCAUCAUGAUCAACCGUUUGGAGUCCCAGAUUCAAGGGAAGUUGCCAUCUCAAACUGAGUUGAACUCGAAGAAUGUGAGUGCAAUGACCUUGAGGAGUGACAAAAAAGUCCGAGAACCCGAACCGGUGAUUCCUAAGGACAAGGACGAGGAACGAAUUGAAAAAGAGUUGGAAGAAAAGGGCAAAGACAACAAAGAUCAAAAGGUACUCUCGGACCUGAUUACUAGAGUUAAGACUAAUCCACCUCCCUUUUCUAGCAGGCUAAAGAAACCAAAGAAGCAGGAUAGGGAGAAAGAGGUCCUGGAGAUAUUCCGCAAGGUGGAGAUCAACAUUCCCCUAUUGAACGCGAUUAAAUAA